This is a messenger RNA of Xenia sp. Carnegie-2017, 1621 nucleotides long. Its product is annotated as kelch-like protein 12. The transcript has 2 exons. Bases 261 to 1319 code for a protein of 352 amino acids. Gene Ontology annotation, molecular function: protein binding. The record is from RefSeq and is a predicted model, not a curated record. NCBI's taxonomy places the organism in Eukaryota, Metazoa, Cnidaria, Anthozoa, Malacalcyonacea, Xeniidae.
CAUUUAUUGAUUUUAUUUGAGUUUUGGUAGCUUGUACAGAAGAUUGUCUCCUACUUCAAAUUCCUAGUUGUCGUCGAUAUUGAUACAUCAAUGAUUGCACAUGUGAUUUCACAGACAAUCAUAGACAUUCCACAGUAAAUAUAUUGCUGAAAAAGUGUUAAAUAUGUUUUGUCCACACUAUCGUUAAAAAUUUAUUGUUGAUAUUUAAACGAGUCGAGAAGAUUCUACGCUCGCGGAAACUCAUCCACUUACCGUUGUUGAUGAUGAACAUGAGAUUCAACAUGAAAAGAGUAUUUGGUUUCGAUUCCGCCAUGAUCAAACGUCAAAGGCAUACAAAUUUUAGAAGCUCAGCUCUUUCCACCAAAGAAAAUGACGAGAAAGAAAAAAUCGAGUUGUCAAAAAUUUACGAUGUGACGAACGAAGUAAAAGGAAAUAUUUUGAUUGCUGGCGGUUUGCCGAAUGAUUCCCAGAAAAGAACAGAAAUAUAUUCCUGGAAGGACAAGAAAUGGUUUGAAAUUUCAGCAAUGGAAAACAAUCGUUUGCGGGCUGCGUCGUUCAAUUAUGGUGAUAGUAUAUUUGUUGUUGGAGGUUGCAAGUCAAUCGAGUCAAUCGAGAUGAUGAAUUUCAAUUUGUUGCCCUUGACAUGGCAGACAUUCCCCAUAGGGCUUGAUUACAAAUGCGGAAGCCACAAAAUAAUUGUUUUUAAACAGCAGGUUAUUUGCAUUGGAGGGUACGACUUGGAUAACAAUUCGAUAUCCUCUCUGAUAUGUAAAGUGCAGAUUUGCGAUGCCGCGUCUGAUCUUUUCAAAGAGUUGUGUCAUAUGCCUGAACCACGAAGGAACUUUGGAGCUGAGAUUGUUGAUGAUAAAGUUCUUAUUUUUGGUGGAUGGGGAAAAUAUGGCAAUACUUUGUCCAGUGUAAUUGAGUUUGAUCCAAUGACGCACACAUUUAAGAAAAUGCCUUCGUUACCUCAUUCUAUGACUGGAAUGUCAACAGUUACAUGGAGAGAUCAGGUUGUCCUUCUUGGCGGUCGCACUGGUCAUGGGAGAUUCUUAAACGACGUCAAGAUGUACGAUAGUAAGACCGGUAAGAUCACAACCUUACCACCAAUGUUGGAAAAAAGAUUGGAGUGUUGUGCUAUUAUUACAGGAGAUACAAUCGUCGUGAUGGGGGGUCAGAAUGAGGAAGGUAAAUUUCUUAAAUCAGUUGAGUGUUUUAAUAUUGAGAUUAGUGACUCAUGGACAUAUCUUCCUUCGAUGAACAGUCCAAGACAUGGAGCCAUUGCUGAAGUUCUACCCUUAGGACAAAGGUACAAAUAAAUGCCCAACAUAUCGUCUAAAUGUUAGCUAUAACUUGGGAAAAUUCUUCAUAUUUUUUGUCGAUAAACAUUUAUACCUUCAAGGCUCAAGUAACGUUUGACUAUUCAAAUAAACUAUUGCAAUGAUCAAUGACAUUUGUUUUUAAGGUAAAAUUUGUAUAUAUAUUUUCAGAUACGGUGAACUUGAAUGUUAAAUAGUUAAUUAUCUGUAUAAAUAAGUCAAUUGAUUAAUUGACGAAUGAUAAAAUUGAUUAAUGAAUAAAUAAUGUAUUGAAACAAAUAGACCACAACUAAACAGACAAA